Molecule: messenger RNA, 921 nt
Organism: Paramuricea clavata
Lineage: Eukaryota; Metazoa; Cnidaria; Anthozoa; Malacalcyonacea; Plexauridae
Source: the annotation of a GenBank genome assembly
AUGCACUUGACAAGCAACACAAACGUCGAGUAUGGGCAAGCCACAACAGAUGACCGGAUUAUUAAUGUGGGAAUGCGGCCGGCUCUGGUCAAAGCUAAAAUGAAUGAUCGCGAGUUGACAUGGCAACCGGAAACAGGUGCCACAGAAGACAUCAUGGACAAACGAAACCUACGAGAAAAUGAGAAAGAGGUGGGAAGAAAAGUGAACCUCGCCCCAUCUCCUGUUUAGUUGUUCGCGUAUGGCAGCAAUCGACGCCUUGACUUGGUUGGCCAAUUCCAAGCAGUAUUACGAGCCGGUGAAAAGAGCCUGUAAACUACCAUCAUCGUUACAAAGGAAGCAUCAUCUUACCCACUCUUGUCGGUAAUUUCAUUAUGAAAGCUCGGGCUUGUCCAGUACAACGAGAAAUUUCUUGUCCAACAAAUCGACGAAAAAAGAGACCUUGCAGAAGUAUCGCAGAAAGUACGCCCCAACGUAAGAGAAAUCUUGGAGAAACUCAGCGAAGUAUCCAGUCCAAAUAUUGGGAAAGCUGUAGGCAGACAAAUGACCAUAAUGGCAGAUGAGACGGUGGCACCAGUUGUCCAAAAUCCAAGACGUGUACCAUAUAAUCUUGCAGCCAAAGCAGAAGAAAAGAUCCCAUACUUGUUAAAUCAGGACAUCAUAGAGAAAGUACCAGACGACGAAACACGUACCUGGGUCAGCCCAACGGUUAUCGCGCCGAAACCAAGUUCUGAUCAGAUUCGCCUAUGUGUAGAUAUGAGGAUGGCAAACAAUGUUAUUCUCCGCCCAUACACUCAACUACCAACGAUGGAAGACGUGAUCAACAAGUUUCAGGGUGCGAAGAAGUUCUCUAAAUUAGACUGUUACCACAGAAUCACGCAAAAUCACGACCUUCUACGGACCAGAUGGAUUGUAUCGUUCUAA